Messenger RNA from Gavialis gangeticus (Gharial), 1162 nucleotides. RefSeq names its product DNA fragmentation factor subunit alpha (gene DFFA). Gene Ontology annotation, biological process: regulation of apoptotic process; apoptotic process. The coding region runs from base 48 to 1016 and encodes 322 amino acids. The record is from RefSeq and is a predicted model, not a curated record. The transcript has 6 exons. NCBI's taxonomy places the organism in Eukaryota, Metazoa, Chordata, Crocodylia, Gavialidae.
GGGGAUGCGGUUCAUUGGCCGUUGCCUCAGUCUCGGGCCAGGAAGCCAUGGCAGCGGCGGGGCAGGGGGACGGGGGCGCUGCGCUCCCGUCGCGGAAGCAGUGCCUGAUCCGGCGGAACCACGAGCGGGAGCAGUACGGGGUGGCGGUGUCCUGCCUCCGGGAGCUGCGCAGCAAGGCCUGUGAUGUUCUAGCCCUUGACAAGACCUGGGAACCCAUCACUUUAGUACUGGCAGAGGAUGGCACCAUUGUGGAUGAUGAAGAUUACUUCCUGUGCUUACCGGCCAACACCAAGUUUGUGGCAUUGGCCCGAAACGAACAGUGGUCCAGCAGGAGUCUAGAUGGGGGCACAGCCUGGCUCUCAAGAGAAUCCACAGAUGAAGUGGAUGCCAGUGAAGAGAAGUGGAAACACCUGGCCCAGCAGCUGAAAGAUGACUUGUCCAGCAUCAUUUUGAUGUCUGAGGAAGACCUUCAGGUGCUCAUUGAUGUACCAUGCAUAGAGCUAGCCGAGGAGCUGUCCCAAAGUCAACCCCAAGUCCAGGUAUUACAGGAUACCCUGCAGCAAGUGCUGGACAGACGGGAGGAAGAACGACAGUCAAAGCAGCUUCUGGAACUCUACUUGGAGGCCUUGAAGAAAGAAGGCAGCAUCAUAAGCAAGGCAACAGAACCAGAAGCAGCGCUCAGAGGGGAUGUGGUUGAUGCUGGAGCCAGCAAUACAGACACCUCAACCAAAAUUACACUCAGUGACCAGAUACUUACUGCACUGAAAGAAAAGCCUGCCCCAGAACUCAGCUUGGACAGUCAGGAUCUGGAGUUGGUUUUCAAAGAAGACACGGAAGUCUUGGCUCUGGCAUUAAGCUGGGACAAGCAAAAGACUGAAGCUCUCCAGCAGGCCUGUGAUCAGGAGCUCUCAAGGCGCCUACAGCAAGUGCAAGCUCUACAGUCGCUGAGGAGCAUGUCAAAGGUCAAGAAAUCACUGCCCUGGGGAGACUGGCUAAGUUCAAAACGCAGGAAGUAAGAAACUUUGUAGACCUGCUGCUGGCAAUGCUUUAGGUGUCAAGGAAACAUGUCCCUGGGGCACAAGAGCCAAAACAAACAAGUGGUAUAUUACAGUCUUAAUACCACACUUCGCUGUUCACGCUAUGCACUAGCUUGAGAAAACUG